Molecule: messenger RNA, 3194 nt
Organism: Neoarius graeffei (lesser salmon catfish)
Lineage: Eukaryota; Metazoa; Chordata; Actinopteri; Siluriformes; Ariidae
Gene: fbxl19
Exons: 4
Coding region: 101-1177 (358 amino acids)
Biological process (GO): SCF-dependent proteasomal ubiquitin-dependent protein catabolic process
Cellular component (GO): SCF ubiquitin ligase complex
Molecular function (GO): protein binding
Source: RefSeq, a predicted model, not a curated record
AUUGACCUGGAGAAGACUCAUUUGCUCUGCACUCGCAUCCAAGAGGCAGGCCGACAAACGUCGCUCCAAGGCACCCACCUACCGAGUAGGUCAACGAGUUAUGCUCUCCAUGUGCCACCUGCCACUUAGGACUGUCUCUUGCAAGCUAACACCCAGGUUCCUUGGACCCUUCCUUAUCAAGAAGGUAAUCAACCCAUGUUCUGUUAGACUGGCAUUACCACUCACCAUGCAAUGUGUUCACCCUACCUUUCAUGUAUCUCAGCUUAAACCUCUGGUCUCUAGUUCUUUGCUCCCUCCCUCCAAACCCCCUCCUCCUCCCAGGCUCAUCGAUGGCGGCAAAGCCUACACGGUCAAGAAGCUGCUGAAGGUGCAGUGGCGAGGCAGAGGACUCCAGUACCUGGUGGACUGGGAAGGUUAUGGUCCUGAGGAGAGAAGUUGGGUCCCAGGUUCAUCUUGGACCCAACCCUCAUCUCUGACUUCCACCGGCAACACCCCGACGCUCUUCCUAAAGCGCCUGGAGGCGCUCAUUGAAGGGGGGGAUACUGUCAUGCUCUGCCCCGGACAUCCACUCUGGAGAUUACGGAUCUCUCACGCCAGCGCCGAUCCGGAUCCGGGACAGGAAUUCCUUCUCACCUGCAUUCACUUCCUGGUGUUCACCGUUGCUUGUCUGUUGGAGUUGAAUGUAUCAGGCUGUCCGUGGUCGUCUGUCUCGGCUCUGUGUCAGACGGUUUGUCCCUGUCUGCGUUUGCUGGAUCUGAGUCGAGUUGAAGACCUGAAAGAUUCACACCUGAGGGAACUGUUGGCCCCGCCCAACUCAGACACUCGCACAGGAGAGAGCAGAGGUGGGCGGUUCCAGAACGUUACUGAGUUGCGAUUGGCUGGUUUGGAGGUGACGGAUGUGGCGUCUCGGCUGCUGGUUCGUUACCUGCCUCACCUGACCAAACUGGACCUGAGUCAGUGUGGACAAAUCACAGACCAAACCAUCAACACACUCACAUCACCCAUCUCCCCUCUGAGGGAGAGUCUCACGCACGUCAACCUUGCAGGCUGUGUGAAGGUGACAGAGCAGUGUUUGCCGUUGCUGAGGCGGUGUGUGUCGCUGCAGAGCGUGGACCUGCGCUCCUGUGGUCUCCUCCCCCCUGAGACAGACGACAGACUGCUGCUGAAGAACAGUUAGACCCUUCACCACGCACACUACAGCCGACAGCACGCUGCCAAAUCAGACACAGCCGACAGACCUAACCACACACACUCCGACCCGGGGGGAGGGGAAAAUCACCCAGAGUCAGGGGGUGGGGGGAGGGAGGGAGGGGAGAGUGACCAAUCAUAAAAAAAACUUUUUCUUGCUGCAGUUAUUUCUUUGUGAAAAUGGACUUACGGACAAACUAGCAUGUACAUAUUCAGUAUCAGUGUGUGCGUGUGUGUGUGUGUGAGAGAGAGUUACUGUAAAAUAAACCCGUUUUCGGCUCAGCAGCCCACCCCUCAUCCUCCAGGUCUGUCCCAAAUCCAUCCUCCCUCGAUCCCACCACGUCCUGACAGAUUUGAAACAUUUGCACUACAUAGUGGACUUCGUGCACAGAAUGUAUCCAUCGCUAGACAGGUUCUUCCAAAAAAAAACAAAAAAACAACCAAACAGACAAAAUAAGACAAGCCAGAGUCACAGACUGAUGGUGUCAGGGUGGGCUGGGGUGUGUGUGUGUGUGUGUGUGUGUGUGUGUGUGUGUGUGUGUGCGCGCGCGCGCGCGAUGUAAACAGUGUUAAUGUAUCUAUUUCCGAUCGGGUGACAGCAGCCCGUUCGUUUCCCCUUCGAGUUGAGGACCUUGCUAUCCCAUAAGUCUGAGCCUGAAGGGGCGGGGUUUGUGCAGGGAGAGGAUAUGGCCACUCCUUCUCUUCCUCGCUGUCCCCGCCCUUCUGUCCGUGCCAUUCAUCGUUUCAACUCUUUUCUUUCACACCUUUUUUCCAGUGCCAUGUUUCAUUUUCAAGGGUAAGUGAAUGUCACCUGUGGAUUGGGACGCAGCCGGGAGGAGGGGACACGCGCAGGCAUCAAGGGCAGAGCUUCCUCACUCUGUUAACUUUCUUUUAUUUUUCUUUUUGUUGUUGUUGUUGUUGUUUUAAAACCUACAUUGCACUGAGAACAAAUAAAUGGACGUUUUGACAGGUGACGGGUUUCAGGCUUUCUCACUUCUUAAGAGGCUUUUUUCUGUUUUAUUAUUGAAACACUUCCAUCUCCCUCCAGUUGAUUUCAGUAAAGCGGGUACUCGAAGCUGCUAACCCUCUGACCUCCUGUAAGAACUGGGUUCUCAUCAGUCACGCUCUCUCUGCUGGCACUGAUUAUGGGGUGGGGGCGUCCCAAAUCACAAAAGCUGCUCUGGGGCGUGUUCCAAAUAGUGUUCAGUAUCAUUACUGAGCAAAAAAACAAACAAAAAAACACGAAUCAGCAUUCAUAAUUAUCCAUAUUUAGCUGCUCAUAUCCUCCUGUUGAUCUUGAUUCUAGAGCUGAGGAAGUUUCCGUAAGGAGUGUGUGCUUUGGCGUAAAGAGUCUGAGGGGCUUCCAUUACCAUUAAAUCUCUGAUUGUUUCGUGAAAAAGUGCCACUGAUUAGGAGGUAGUGACCCCGUGCUGUACACCACCUCGUAGCCGUGUCCUGUAACCUCCCCGCUGUCCGGCGUUUGUUUACAGGGUCCAACACGUUCUGCAUUUUUCCAGAUGAUUUUCGUCGCUUUAUUAGCCGAAAUAAAUCGUCUUCUCUUUCUGCUGCAUGCGUUAUGACAUCGCUGAUUUGCAUAUGGUUACGGUGCGUUUUCCAGUGACGUUAUGAAUGGUAUUGAUUUGAGCAUGUUCCGCCAUAUUGAGAGUUUCAGGUCUCCAUCAUCAUCAUCAUCAUCAUCAUUAUUAUUAUUAUUAUUAUUAUUAUUAUCAUCAUGUGACUUUAAUCUCUUGCCAAAUUUCAUUUUGGUUUUUGUUCAGGGGCAUUUUGUGUGUGUUUUUUUAUAUUUUCUGUUUUUUUAUCCAUUUCUUUACUGUCUUCAUUUUUUUUGUUUUCUUUCUCAUUCUUUUAUUCACUGUUUCUUUGUGUCGAUCAAAGUGAGGACAAGAAUUAAAACUAUGAGAAAAAGAGAAAAACCUCAAGGCAGCUACUUUGAGUGACUACUGUAAAAUGACUAACUAAAAUAAAGACAAUGGGGUUUGUUUUUA